CAUUAUACGUACGUUUCUUUUGACAAAAAAUUCACAAUUAACGCCCACAGACAACCUCCUGCUAGAAAAACUAUCAUCCCUUGAAAAUCGGUUGAUUUAUGCAGCUUACGGACAAGAGGCUUUACUUGAAUGUAAUUAUUGUAAAAACGUUACAGAUUAUUCCAUGUUUAUUGUUCCUAACGUGGUUUGGUCUUAUGUUAUGAUGCUUACGGUACUUGGAAUUUCCACUAUGACUAAACGUAAAUCACAUUGGAGAAUUUACGGUGUAAUAUUUCUUGUCGGAUGUGGAUUUAUUGAACUCUACACUUUAUUAACAACAGACAUUAGAAAAAACGCGGCACAGGGUGUUAUAGAAUUUUUAUAUAGCAACACAGACUAUUAUAGAAGAAUAGCAUUCAUAGGAUUAUCUCUUGCUGUACUUUCCUUUAACAAAGCAGAUGAAAGAUCCGAUAUGGAGAUAAUACAAGAAAUUAAAAGAAAUCAAGAAAUAAUAAUACAUUGUAUUAAAGCAACCGAACUUCAACGUACAGCCGUGUUGAGAGAUAAUAAUUUGAGAAGAAUUUUUGAAGAAUUUUACAAAAGAUUAGAGACAGCGGAGAAUGAUGUUGUGAUGGAUCAGGGAUACAAAGCAGCAAGGAAUAGAACUUUGGGUAAGAUGAAUAUGCCAAGGUUGUUAAAGGAAGCAGAGAUUUACGUUAGUAGCAUUACCAGGAUGAAGGAAGCAGAUACUGAUAACGAAUUGGUUGCCGGGAUUCAAAGCUCUGCUACUGCUGGAAACAGCUUAUACGAGUAA
Molecule: messenger RNA, 793 nt
Organism: Racocetra fulgida
Lineage: Eukaryota; Fungi; Glomeromycota; Glomeromycetes; Diversisporales; Gigasporaceae
Source: the annotation of a GenBank genome assembly